AUGGGUGAGGACAGCGAGAGCCCCAAAAUCAAUCACAGCUUCCUCCGAGACUAUGUCACAGAAGUCCUGAAAAUAACCUUCAUCUCAGCAGCUGAGCGACAUGUUCCAACAGAUAAAACUAUAAAGUUAUGGAAGGUGAGCGAGAGAGACAAGCGGCCAGAGGGCUACAAUCUGAAGGACGAAGAAGGGCGAAUAAAGGACAUCUCCACCGUGACGUCAUUACGGGUGCCGGUCCUGAAGCCCACUGACCUGAUGGUUGAGGUGCGGCCGAGGAGAAUCUUUGCCAACGGCCACACCUACCACGUCAACUCCAUAUCAGUCAAUAGUGAUGGCGAGACAUAUCUGUCUGCUGAUGAUCUCAGGAUCAACAUGUGGCACCUGGAUAUCACAGAUCGAAGCUUCAACAUUGUGGACAUUAAGCCAGCUAAUAUGGAGGACCUGACGGAGGUAAUAACAGCUGCAGAGUUCCACCCACAGCACUGCCACCUGUUUGUAUACAGCAGCAGUAAAGGCACGUUACGCCUCUGUGACAUGAGAGAGUCGGCACUCUGUGACAAGCACUCCAAAAUCUUUGAGGAGCCAGAGGACCCAGGCAAUCGAUCUUUCUUCUCUGAGAUCGUCUCGUCGGUUUCUGACGUUAAGUUCAGCCAUAGUGGACGCUAUCUGCUCACCAGAGACUACUUGACUGUCAAAGUAUGGGACCUCAACAUGGAGAAGGGCCCAGUGGAGACCUACCAGGUGCAUGAGUACCUAAGAAGCAAGCUCUGCUCUUUGUAUGAAAACGACUGCAUCUUUGACAAGUUUGAGUGCGUCUGGAACAGCACAGACAGUGUAAUCAUGACAGGAGCGUAUAACAGUUUUUUCCGGAUGUUUGAUCGUGAGACCGGUCGCGGUGUAACCCUCGAGGCAUGGCGUGAGAACAGUAAACCGCGCGCCGUGCUGCGGACUCGCCGUGUUUACACCGGGGGCCGGCGUCGCCGGGGUGACGUGGGCGUGGACAGUCUGGACUUCACUAAAAAAAUUCUGCACAUGGCUUGGCACCCGGCUGAAAACAUCAUCGCCAUCGCAGCCACUAACAACCUCUAUAUCUUUCAGGACAGGGUCAGUGUGGAAAACCAGUGACAAGAGACAUGUAACGGGGUAAUGCAGUAAUGCUCUUCACAGGGCCACACACACCAACAUGCAUUCAAAUCAUGCACAUGCAUUAAAUUUAUCCUUUAAAACAAAUAUUAUUGGUCCUGUGAAGAUGGACGUAGUUGCCAGACCCCAAAAGUAAACAGAUGGACUUUGCAGUUAAGCCGUUCCAGGAGAGCAGUUAUGUAUAGCUAGUGACUUUAACUGAUAACUUGUUUGGUUAGUUACACCGCCAAGAAUGUUGCCAAUGAGCUACGGUAUGUGGAAUUUAUGAUUGACCAGCCAAUCCCGGACUGCUUUGAUAUGUGAUGGAUGGUGUUGCCGGCCAAUCCCUGACUGCGCUGAUCUGUGAUUGACAGCUGUUUGGAUAAAGGGCAGUGCCUUUGGGCUGAAGACCAGGAAUGAGACCACUCCACUCCUCUGUGCCAGGCUGCCAUGGAGACAGGUUACUCGGUUGCCAUGGUAACAAGAGUGCUCUGAGCAGUCUUCCUAUCACGUGCUUCCCAAAAACCUAUCCCACAAUGCAUCUGCUACACGAGCACUCAUUUUACUUCACAUUGAAUCGACCGUUUGUGGAGACUUGAUUGCCUAUACGACCAAAUCACUAUAUCUCGCACUUGGAGAAGGUUUAAAUUCCAGUACUUGUCUGGUGUAUUCUAUCAGAAGGAUUGAACCACUACUUCAUCAAAACACUGUCUUAACCUGGUUACACCUCAUGAUGGGUUAUAUUUACACCUGUAUGGUAGAAAAGCAUUGGUUUGUCUCUAAAAAAAAAGAAAGAAAGAAGAAUGAGGGUAUAUCACUGCUAACAUUCUUUCAAAAAAUCCUUCUGUAGUCUUGUGUAAGGAAACUGACAUGAGUCGGGAACUCAGGAUCAAACUCUGAUCUGGUUUCUGGUUAUGCAGAGUUCUGGGCUCUCACAGUGAAGCACUGCCUUUUUAUUUAUGAUUGUAGCUACUAUACUGAUCCCUCAAAAGGAAAUUUAAACAGUCAUGUAGGAAGUAUAGAUGAACAAUUUAGUGACACAGGCUACAAAACAGUGCAGAAAGACAUGGAAAUCAGUUGGUUAAUUUAAAGGAUAUUUUGGCAUCAAUGAUUUACCACAAACAAUAAUUCUGACACAUUCUUCUAUUUGUUUAAUUGUAAAAAAUCUUAGAAAAAAGUACUUUCAGUGGAAGUCUGUGGGACAUUCGGAGGGUUUAAAAGCAAACUUUUGCAGCUUGUAUGUUUGUUAAAGUGCUUAUAUGAGUGGUUCUCAAUGUUUGACUCCAAGGCCCCUCAUUUUCCACAAGAAUAUCCAAAAACCCCAUGACUUUUCCAGGUGUUCGUGUUUAACUGGAAAAAAUAUUUUUAACUCACAAUUUAUACCCAAUAUUUUAGAGCUUGGCAUGGCUAGAAAAC
This is a messenger RNA of Sinocyclocheilus anshuiensis, 2535 nucleotides long. Its product is annotated as serine/threonine-protein phosphatase 2A 55 kDa regulatory subunit B gamma isoform-like. Gene Ontology annotation, cellular component: protein phosphatase type 2A complex. Gene Ontology annotation, molecular function: protein binding; protein phosphatase regulator activity. The record is from RefSeq and is a predicted model, not a curated record. The transcript is spliced from 8 exons. The coding region runs from base 1 to 1122 and encodes 373 amino acids. NCBI's taxonomy places the organism in Eukaryota, Metazoa, Chordata, Actinopteri, Cypriniformes, Cyprinidae.